Messenger RNA from Alnus glutinosa, 875 nucleotides. RefSeq names its product FCS-Like Zinc finger 5-like. The transcript has 2 exons. The coding region runs from base 115 to 603 and encodes 162 amino acids. Lineage: Eukaryota; Viridiplantae; Streptophyta; Magnoliopsida; Fagales; Betulaceae. The record is from RefSeq and is a predicted model, not a curated record.
CACCUUCCAUUCUCACUGCCUCAGUCCUCUCACUCUCUCUCUCUCUCUGGCUCUCUCUCUUCUCUCUCUCUCUCUCUCUCUCAUCUCUGCGAUUUGUCCAUAGUAGAGAAGAAGAUGUUGCUUGGGAAGCGUCCACGCCCUCCAAUCAAGAGAACAACGAGCAUGACUGGGAUAACCGUGGAUCCUAGCGUCUUGGAACCUCAGGAACCGUCCGAUCACCAAGACCCCAUCAAAGAUCAUGCAAUAGCUGCGGGCCCAGACAUGAAUUUCGUUCCCAAUGGAGGAUAUGACCAACGUUUGUCGCCCAUGGUGUCACCGAGAUCGACCCAGAGGAGGAACUCCGGUGAUCAUUUCACGGAGGACACAGCCCACUUUCUUCACACCUGCGGCCUCUGCAAACGACGCCUCCCACCUGGCCGAGACAUCUACAUGUAUAGGGGGGAUACAGCGUUUUGUAGUUUAGAGUGCCGGGAGCAACAGAUGAAGCAGGAUGAGAGAAAAGAGAAGUGCACGGUGGCGUCAAAGAAAGAAGGCCGCCACGAGUCGCCUUCGACGGCAGCCAGCAAGGCGUCAAGUAAGAGUGAGACGGUGGUCGCCGCUUAAAGAAGAAGGGUUGGAGAGACAGUGAUCGAGCUAGCAGAAAGAUACCUAGAGGGAGAUAUAUAUAUAUAUAUAUAUUUAUAUAUAGCGAGAAACAGUGCAAUCCAUCUCCUCCGAUCCAUUUUCCCCCGUAACUAUCUACGUUAAUACACGUUAAUAAUGCAACGGUUACUAAUGUAUAAAAAUUGUACAAAAGGCUUCACUGCUGUAUUAAUGUAUGGUGGCUAAUGCAAAUGGGCGGAGCUCAGAUCAGUACUCUGCUAGCUCCUUUCAAA